UGCUUGCUUGAGUUUUCCGUUGCUGAAACUCCUUACAGGAGCUCCUGGGUACUUUUCCCCUCCGUUUUAGCCUGUUGAACACAAUGCCAUUCACGCCACCGGGCGAAAACAGGCGAAGCUCCUGCUCCGUUUUCCCAACAAUGUGGAGAACAUGCAGUAUUUUUUGCGCAUGGACUCUACUGUUCUUGACAGAAGUCUGUGCGCAGUCCCAGCAGAGACCAAUCUUUACAUGUGGCGGAAACAUCACGGGAGAGUCUGGAGUAAUCGGGAGCCAGGGGUACCCAGGAGUUUACCCUCCAAAUACCAAAUGUGUGUGGAGAAUCACAGUCCCAGAGGGCAAGGUGGUGGUACUGUCAUUCCGCUUCAUUGAUCUGGAGAACGACAACCUGUGUCGCUAUGAUUAUGUGGAUGUCUACAGCGGCCAUGUCAAUGGACAGAGACUGGGUCGCUUCUGUGGGACGUUCAAGCCAGGAGCCCUUGUUUCCACAGGCAACAAGAUGCUCCUGCAGAUGGUAUCCGAUGCCAACACUGCUGGGAGUGGCUUCCUGGCUGUUUUCUCUGCUGCCCAUUCACAUGAGCGAGGGGACCAGUACUGUGGAGGCAGGCUGGUUAAGCCCUCUGGGACUUUCAAAACACCCAACUGGCCUGAGAAGGACUACCCAGCUGGAGUGACCUGCUCCUGGCAUAUAGUAGCACCAAAGAACCAGAUUAUUGAGGUGAAGUUCGAGAAGUUCGAUGUGGAACGAGACAACUACUGCCGCUACGACCACGUCUCUAUUUUCAACGGGCCGGAAAUAAACGAUGCGAAGAGGAUUGGCAAAUACUGCGGAGACAGCCCCCCAGCGCCGGUGUUGUCGGAGGGGAAUCAGCUCCUAAUCCAGUUCCUGUCAGAUCUCAGCCUGACUGCCGACGGCUUCAUUGGGCACUACAAGUUCAGACCAAAGAAAUUCCCCACCACAACAAUACUGCCUACAACUACCACACAGCCAGUCACCACCAGGCCAAUACCUCUGAAGUACUCUGUUGCCCUGUGCCGGCAGAAAUGCAAAAGACGAGGAACGCUUGAGAGCAAUUACUGCUCCAGCAAUUUUGUGAUAACUGGAACUGUUAUUACCGCGGUGAUUAGAGGUGGAAGUAUGCACGCCACUGUCUCUAUUAUCAACGUGUAUAAAGAAGGCAACCUGGCAAUCCAGCAGGCAGGAAAGACAAUGAGCACCAAAAUCGUUAUCCUGUGCAAAAAGUGCCCAGUUAUCAGAAGAGGCUUGAACUACAUCUUCAUGGGCCAGGUGGACGAGGAGGGCCGCGGAAAGAUCGCCCCGCACCACUUUGUUAUGGCGUUUAAGACAAAGAACCAAAAAGGACUCAACGUUUUGAUAAACAAGCAGUGCUGAGUUCCGGUAGCUCUGGUGAUCUUCUGUUAACUGGUCUGCCCGAGGCUCAUCUGUGGAUGGAAAUUAUUACGUGAAAAAACAAAAGCAAUCUCCUUCUCAAGAACACAAACUAAGGAUAUGAAAACAAUUCUGAAUGUGUUUGCGGAGCCGCCGCUGCAAAUUAUGGAAACUACAUGAUUUAUUCAGUUGAUGGAAACUUCGUGUGUUCAGUCAUUUUCCUGUCCAGUCACGGUAAAAAGAAAGUACAUCCUCUGUCACUUCUUAUAUUUUAUGUGUUAGGAUAAUAAAUACAUUUAAAAAAUGUAAUCAAAGUAUUUAUUUAACAAAACCCAAGUCAAAAGGUAGAAGCCAUUUGUAGAACAGCCAAGCUCAGUAGGUUAGUAUGAUUCAAUAGCUUUAAGAACCUAUUUUAGCAGCAAUAACUAGAAAUUAUUUGUAUGACUUUUCAGUCUCACAUCCUUCUGGAUGAAUUCUCAAGAUCCUGUCCAGCACUGGACUUUGAUUGGGCCACUGUGUCACCUUGAUUCUUUUCUUUUUCUGCAAUUCUGUUGUAGAUUUGCUGGAAUGUUUGGGAUCAUUGUCCUGUGCCAAAUUUAGUGAAAACCAAACACAGCAUAUAAGCAUGAAGACCUCAUACAGGCUGCCAAGUACCAUAGUGGAGGGGUGAUGAUCACAGGACCUGGACACUGUGCAGUCACUGAGCUCACCAUGAGCUCUCUAUACAAAAGGAUGACCAGUUUCAGCCCAGCAUUAGCUGUCAGAGAGAUGGCCUCACAUUUGACUGUAGAAUAUUUUGGGAUACAAAGGAGCUUUGAUAUGCUGUGUGUGGUUUUUGACAAACGUGAGACUGUGGAUUAUGACCAAACACUCACUUUGGUUUCAUGUGUCCAAAGCACAUUGUUCCAGAAAUCUUGUGGUUUGUUCAGAUAUAGCUUUCCAAACCUAAGCCAUGCUGCCAAGUACUUUGGAUGAGAGGAGGCUUUUGCCUUGCAACCCUUCCAAAUAAGCUGCACUUGUUCGGUCUCUUUCUAACUGUGCUAACAUCCAGUUUUACAUUUACCGUGUUUACUGAGACCUGUAGAGUCUGAGAUGUAGCGGCCUGACCUUGAAGUGAAUUAGCUGGGAUGUCCACUCCUGGGAAGAUUGGCACCUGUGAAUGUUUUUAAUGACUGUAUAGAACAGGGAUGUCAAACACAAGGCCCGCGGGCCAGAAUUGGCCUGGAAAGAUUCCAAUCUGGCCCACUAGACAGCUUUGGAAACAAACACACUUACACACACAAAAACAUGCAUCCCUGCCGUAGAGCGAUGGACUUCAUAUCUUUUGGGCUUAGAACAGCUCUUAGCAACAGUUUCUUCUCUAAGAUCAUCGCUGAUGUCUUUCCUCUUCGGCAUUGUGUUAACACAAAACUGAAGACACCAGACAAUAAAAACUGCCAAAACUUGAUGUCACAUAGGUGCUCACACUCGAUGACGAUCAGUUAAUCGAAUGCAUUGAUUAGCAGCUGCUUUCCCCUCAUUGGCCUCUUAACUCACAUGUAAGCAGUAAGGGUGUACAUACUGCUUCUGCAUUUAAGCCUUAGUUUUUGUGUAAUAUGUCAUGUUUUGUAGUCCAUCUGAAGCUGUAUUUAUCUGAUUUUGAGCCCUGCUAAGGAGCAGAUGGUUUUUAUUAUGUCCUGAUACAUAAAACCUUAGAACUGAAAGUGAGUGUACUUUACUUUUUGUUUUGUUUUUUCUUUCUCUCUCUCUUUUUUUUUUUUUUUUUUUUACCAUGACUGUAAAUUGGAUGGUUACAGAACAAACAAGACACGGAGAAAUUCCCAUCUGUCUUCAAUUAAAAAGAACAGUAAGUCUGUUUUGUGUCCUCAGACUAAUCAGCAACAAAAAUUACUUGAGGUUUUCACAUUCAUGUCAUGAUUCUAGCACAGAAUUAAACUGACCCCAGUCACCGGUGUCUGAAAUAGGCAGAACACCAAUUUAUUAUAAUGUUUCAUAAGAUAAACAUUAUUCAUAUUUUAAAAAUUCAGUGUGCACAUCUGUUCUGGCAUUCCAUAGUGGCAGUUUUCCUCAGAGUAUUCCAUAUUCUGCCUUUCAGUUUUACCCUUUGAGGCUCUUGAAUACAAUGUGAAUAAAGGAUGGGACUGAUGCAUUAAAUAAAGAUGUCAGUUUGGCGGACUAGUCAUUAAUUUAACAAGCUCGCUUAAUAUCCACAGGGGGGAUUUGUUGCAGCUAUUUGUCGUAGCUUUAAUGAUGGUUUAGCACCUGCCAUUAAAUUCCCAAGUUCGGUUUUAAUGGGCAGGUUUGGAAGUGUUAAUUGUGGUGAUUUAAUGUGCAAUAUUUAAUACAUGCAAUAUUCUUUCAGUUCUUCUGGUUUCACGCUAACCAAGCGAGGAGCUUAUUUGCUGAAGCUUUUUUCUCGAGCACCAUCAUCAUUAUGAUAUUUUCUUAGUGUCUUUUUUUUAGAAGCAAAGGUAUGAAA
Messenger RNA from Pelmatolapia mariae (spotted tilapia), 3867 nucleotides. It is a transcript of the gene pcolce2b, whose product is annotated as procollagen C-endopeptidase enhancer 2b. The transcript has 9 exons. The coding region runs from base 84 to 1391 and encodes 435 amino acids. Gene Ontology annotation, molecular function: collagen binding; peptidase activator activity; protein binding. The record is from RefSeq and is a predicted model, not a curated record. Lineage: Eukaryota; Metazoa; Chordata; Actinopteri; Cichliformes; Cichlidae.